UCCUAUAUAUAUCAGGUGAUAAUUAUCCUGUCAAUAUGAGAUCAUUUGCUAUUAGCAUCACGCGAGUAAUCGGUUUUAAUCCUAAUCCUGGUUGCAAUUAAGCCCCAUUUAACAACAUUUCUUCUACGUGUGUUCUCCAAUCAUGGCUUUGAGAUCAUUGAGUUGCUGGAAAUCAAUGCUGAGUCGGUUGAGAGGAACUGCAACAUAUGCAACUUCAAGCUCUCCGAAAAUGAUGGCAUAUACUCCAACAGCAAACAUCGGCGGUCCUAAACAAGAAAAAAGAACCAAGAAAGCGAUAAGGGGCGACUUUGUGCCCGUUUAUGUGGUGUUAGGAAUGAUAGCCAUAUCGCUAUCUCUGGGUCUGUACACAGCCAAGCAGCAGAUAUUGCACUCCCCGGCAGUACGGGUGAAAAAGAAGGAGAGGGAAACGAUCCCGGAGGUAGAGGAGCCUGAGAUAGUGGCGAAUGAGGCUGAUAGAUUUGUGAAGAAAUCUUUCUUCAGGAAAGUUGCGCACAUCCAAGACUUCGAUAGCGUUCUUCAAAGUACUCCUGAUCCUAUUCACAGAGACGCUUUUUCUCGCGAGCAGACUCGCGCUGAGACUUCCAAGUCUGUUGGGGUUGAUUCCAAGCGGCAUUGAGAGAUGUACAUGUGUUGCCCCCUUCUUUUUUUCCUUCUGCUCUGCAGGAAUUAGGGGCUAAUCCUUUGCUUUUAGUGUGAGUGCGGUAUGAAGGUAAUGUUAAGACAUGAACGAUGUUCUAUACGCUAUAAUAAACUGGCAAGUUAAUGUAAUUGUUGCUUGGCUCUUUUUUUCA
Molecule: messenger RNA, 812 nt
Organism: Manihot esculenta (cassava)
Lineage: Eukaryota; Viridiplantae; Streptophyta; Magnoliopsida; Malpighiales; Euphorbiaceae
Exons: 2
Coding region: 143-637 (164 amino acids)
Source: RefSeq, a predicted model, not a curated record